Toxoplasma gondii ME49 is the source of this 2164-nucleotide messenger RNA. RefSeq names its product WD domain, G-beta repeat-containing protein. Gene Ontology annotation, cellular component: extrinsic component of membrane; phagophore assembly site membrane; cytosol. Gene Ontology annotation, biological process: protein lipidation; nucleophagy; autophagy of mitochondrion. Lineage: Eukaryota; Apicomplexa; Conoidasida; Eucoccidiorida; Sarcocystidae. The record is from RefSeq and is a predicted model, not a curated record. Gene Ontology annotation, molecular function: protein binding; phosphatidylinositol-3-phosphate binding; phosphatidylinositol-3,5-bisphosphate binding. The coding region runs from base 194 to 2164 and encodes 656 amino acids. The transcript is spliced from 4 exons.
UACGUUGCCGUGUCGUCCAGUUCCAAUUGUUUUUCCGCGUUGUUCUCCUUACACUGGUCAUGUUGCGGAGCAAGUAAAAGAACAAGUCAAUCAUCCGGAUUUUCCUGGCGGGUGCAACUGUUCUCUUGUUUUUCGUCUUUUUUCAGUUGAGUGUAGAGGACGGUCUGAGGUGGUUCUUUGAACCAGAGCAAACAUGAGUCGUCAACGGAUUCGUGAAACGCAUUCUUGUGAGAUUCUUGGACCCCCGGAAUGCUGUGUGGACUCUCCCGACACCAGCACUGCAGUAGCCACGAACAUUGAAAUUCAGGAUCCUAGAGCGAAAGCUCAGUCCACUCUCGAUCUCGCGCUUGACGACAACGUCCAGGCGGCUGCCACUGAAUACAUUUGCACGGUUCCAUUAGCCAAAACUGGAGAGGAAUAUGGGUUCGACUCAGGCGUCUGCCCCUCAACAGCGGAAACUGACUUCCAACAGCAGAAUCGAGGAGAGAAGAAGGAACCGGCAACGGUAGAUGCGAGUGACACGUGGCUCUCACCGAGCAACACAGGAGAAGUUGAAAGUUCAGAUCCACGGACAGGCGUGAUCGACAACGAUGAUUCUCCACAACCACCCAUUACCUCGCAGAACAUUGUACCACAAAGCAGCCGCGUGACGUCGUUUGAUCCGCAUUGCCUUCCUCACAGUUCCUGCCAUCUCCAGGAGGCGGAGGCACCUGUCUCAGAGCUAAUACAGAGCCGCAGACUGGACCCUGUGUACUUGCAAUCGUAUUCAUUCAACCAAGACAAUACAUGUUUUGUGUGCGCCACGUCUGUGGGCUUUCGCGUCUUCACGUGCGCUCCUCUGUCCGAGUUUAUGCGCCGCGAGGUGCCGGCGUGGGGUGAAGGAUGUUAUGAGGUGGCAGGCAUGCUCUUCAGAACUAACGUAUUCGCUCUAGUUAGUCAAGCAGACCCCAAAAAAGUCAAACUCUGGGACGAUCAAAAACGGUUGUUCAUAGGAGAGGUCCGGGCACGUCAAGCAGUGAAAAACAUAUGUUUGGGUCGGGAGAUUCUGGCCGUCGUGACUGAAUAUUCGAUCUAUAUCUAUCAGAGCGAGCAAAUGCGACCAUUCAACAUCAUCCACACGGGGGCGAAUCCACGUGGUCUCUGCAUCAUUGCUGCAGGCCGGGAACGAGAUCAUUGGAUUGUCGGGUGUCCAGCUAUCGCCGCAGGCGCUGUUAGAAUACAGACAUCGGAGGGGGAACGAAAAAGCCAUGUUUUCCAAGCGCAUCAGAGUGCCCUGGCAGCCCUGUCGUUUAAUGCUCAAGGAACUUGGAUCGCAACUGCGAGCGAGACAGGAACAGUAAUCCGUGUCUUCGCGACACUGACUGGUCAGCUGCUUCACGAACUGCGUCGAGGAACGCAUAGUUACGCUAUCAGUUGCAUCGCACUGCGUGCCGACGGCCUCUUCCUCGCUGUCGCGUCAUCGUCUCCCACUGUCCAUAUUUUCAAAUUGGACCACUGUGGCGAUGUUGAGACCCGUCUAGCAAGGACAAAGUCGGGUACCGCGGAACAUCUUCAAGCAGCUUGUACCUUUGAGGAGAGCAUGAAUGUCUCGCGUCGUUCUCACGCGACUUCUCCGGACUCAUCUGUAGACGUGCAUUCAGGAACCACAUUUGGGCAGAAUACCUUGGGCACUGGCAGUGCGCUUUGGAGUGCUUCUGAGGGAGAUAGUUACCGGGCUGGUUCUAGUGGGGUACCUCUUCAACAGGCACUUUCCGUUGGAAAGGAGCUCACAGCAGUUGUAUACGAUGCGUCCAAAGAGAUAGUGCACGAUGCCAUCAAGGGUGUGCUUCCGCGUUAUUUCAGUGCAGUCCGAAGCUUCGCGCAGUUCCAUGUGCCAACCGAUCAACAAUCAAUUGACGUCAGAGCCCGCCCUUCGAGAAUUGUUGGACCCCUUUGCGCAUUUGCUGGAGAACGGUCGAAUCACUUGUAUUUGCUCCAUCCUAAUGGAGUCUUCUAUGAAUUCAGGUUUGAUCCUAAUUAUGGCGACGAGUGCACGCUUCUGACGGCAACAACUUGGUUCGCUCCGAGAGCAGAUUUCCAGAUUCAGUCCCGUUUCGAAUCAGCUUCGCUUCCAUCCGAGCUGGAAGGGGGCCACGAGGGUGACGAUUGGCAAAUCGUCAUGUGA